This is a messenger RNA of Protopolystoma xenopodis, 327 nucleotides long. The record is from the annotation of a GenBank genome assembly. NCBI's taxonomy places the organism in Eukaryota, Metazoa, Platyhelminthes, Monogenea, Polystomatidea, Polystomatidae.
AUGUUGCCCACUGCUUCUAACAAUGCUACUGCUGCUAUUAAUGAUGAUGAUGAUGAUGAUGAUGAUGAUGAUGGUAUUAAUAAGAAGAGGCGUUUCCUUGUUGUGGUAUCAGCGUCAGACUCUGUCGUGAGCUGGUCCUGGCGCAUGGGCAACUACUUCGUGUGGCCUCUGUUGAGCUGCGGUAGUGCACACAGCUUCGUCAUUUUUCCCACAGCCCCGCCUCGCCCCGGCUUGCCCACUCUAAUUUGCCCACGCUCGGAUGUGAACAGCGUCGCCGCCCGCCCCCUUGCCUGCGUCCAUUCACACCCACUGCCAGCUGCAGUGUGA